Entrophospora candida is the source of this 1380-nucleotide messenger RNA. NCBI's taxonomy places the organism in Eukaryota, Fungi, Glomeromycota, Glomeromycetes, Entrophosporales, Entrophosporaceae. The record is from the annotation of a GenBank genome assembly.
AUGACUACCGUGUUAAUUAUUGGAUGUGGAGUAGGCGGAUUAACGCUUGCCCAGGGAAUUUUAAAAAAUAAUAGUAAAAAUAAAACAAAAUUCAAUGUUAAACUAUUCGAGAGAGAUACAGGGCCUAAAGACCGUUGGCAAGGAUACCAUAUUGCAGCAAAACCAUCUGGUAUAAAAUCACUUUUAAAUUGCCUUCCAAAAGAACUGUCUGAUCAAUUGCAAACAGCUAUUCCUAAUCCAGUAGAAGGUGAAGAACAUUAUGAUACAGUUAUGGAUCAAGAUGGAAAUACAUUGGUUUCAACGCCUAUUAAAAAAUUCAAGAAUUUGUAUGAAUUUGCCGAGUUAAAAGAUCGCAAAUAUCCAACUUUUAUCACCUAUAGAGAUAAAAUGAGAUAUUUUUUAUUACAAGGUUUAGAUAUACAAUGGAAUAAAAAGUUUGUUAGAUAUGAAUUGGAAGAAAAUGGAGUUUGGGCUAUUUUUGAUGAUGGUACAAGAGAAUUUGGUGAUAUUUUAGUUGGGUGUGAUGGGAUUAAUUCACUAGUUCGUAAACAGAAAUUGCCAACAUUAGAAAUAAAUAGAUUGGGAAUAACUGGUACAAUAUUUGAUUUGGCGCCAAGUAAAGAUCUUGUUGAAAGAUUUUUAAAAUAUUCUGGAACAAAUAAUGUAUUUAGAAUAUUAUUAGGAAAUCGUGGAGAUCUUAUAAUUUUCCUAUUUAGACUCAUCCCAAUCAAAACAAAAGAUUCUCAAGAAGGUCAAGAUGCAAUUCAUUAUAGGUUAUCAAUAUUGUUUAGUUGUCCAUCAUUAUAUGAUAAUGAUGAGCAAAUUGACAAAGUAAAUGAUCCUGAAAAAGUGCUUAAUUGGGUGAAAAGUAUUGUUGAGCAACGCGGAGAUUCGGAAUUUAAUGAGAUGAUAAAAGAAUUCAUUAAUUCAGCACCAGAAAAACCACCUAAAAUCGGAGUUGGUGGACAAGUUGUAGAUGAAAAUUAUCCAUUUAUGAACUACAACCCACCAAGAAAAUAUCUAUUGAGUGACAUUGAUCCAAAUUCUAUAGAACGAUGGACAAUUGAUCGAGUUACACUUUUAGGUGAUGCUAUACACGCAAUGAACCCUGUUCUUGGCUUGGGCACAAAUAAUGCAUUGGCAGAUGCAGAAAAAUUGUCAAACUCUUUGUUACAAUGGGACGAAAUAGGCUGGAAGAAUUGUAUAAAGGAUUACGAGGAUGAAAUGAUUAAGCGAAACUCAAUUGAUGUGUUACAAUCAAGAAAAGUUUGUCAAAACUUACAUACAAUUUAUUAUAAUAAAGCCAAUAUUUAUCUCAGAAAUUUUUUUAUGAAAUGUGUUGGAUUUUCAUUGAACAUGUAUAGUAAAAUAUUUGGUUAA